Colletotrichum phormii is the source of this 544-nucleotide messenger RNA. RefSeq lists its product as uncharacterized. Lineage: Eukaryota; Fungi; Ascomycota; Sordariomycetes; Glomerellales; Glomerellaceae. The record is from RefSeq and is a predicted model, not a curated record. The transcript has a single exon. The coding region runs from base 101 to 388 and encodes 95 amino acids.
GUACCACCCGCGGGACACUGGAGUGGACUGGACUGGACCUUACCGCACCUUGCCUUAGCUUAGCAGACCCGACCUUACUGUACCCGUGUCCACCUCCUCCAUGCCCAGGUCCCUAUCCAAGAAAUCAUCCACUCUCACUACCUUGCACUUCUUCCCUCUUUCUCUCCUCCUCAGUCCGUCCCCCGUAUCCAUUAGUCGCUAUCCUCCUCGUGAAUAUCAUCCGACAAGACGCACUCUAAUUCUUCUCAGUCUCUCCCUUUUUCACUCCUUCUCUCCCCCUCCCCCCCUUCCUCCUGUCUGUCACCUGCUUCCCUCCUCAUCCACACUCAACCCUCUCCAGAGACAGAGUGAGAGAGCGCGAGAGACCACUAUCGACCUCGACCGGUAGGGCUCCAAUUCUUCGGGUGCCAUUCGCAAUUUCGGCCCAGAGGUUUCCUGAUUCUCGUCCUCCUCACUACUUCCCUCUUCAUUCCUCUCUCCCUCUCCCACUUGCUGUCUGCAGUUGUUGGUCUCGCUCUCCCUCGAGCAAACCCCCCAGUCAGGC